Tarenaya hassleriana is the source of this 1619-nucleotide messenger RNA. RefSeq names its product interaptin. The record is from RefSeq and is a predicted model, not a curated record. The coding region runs from base 126 to 1427 and encodes 433 amino acids. The transcript is spliced from 15 exons. Lineage: Eukaryota; Viridiplantae; Streptophyta; Magnoliopsida; Brassicales; Cleomaceae.
CGGCUGGUCGUCUCCCACCGUCAGCCACCAUGAAACCCAGAAUCGAGAUUUAGAUUUCCGAGGAGAGACAGAGAGGUAGAGAGCGAGGGGGAAUCAUCAGGUGCGGACUUCGUCGGGGUCUUACCAUGGACUCGCGUCACGCAUCUCUUGGUCGCCGGACUUUGGAGGAGAUUCGUCAGAAGAGAGCGGCUGAGAGGUUGAGCAAAGCUUCUUCGGGACCGGAUCUUAGCAAAAUUCCCAUUGCCGCCGACGUUGCAGAAAUUAGAAAAUCCGAGAGCGUGAAUCGACUCUCUGAGACAGAUGUGGGUGCUGUGUAUGCCCAAUUGAAAGAACUUCAGAAGAAGAAUGCCCAAAUGGAUGAAAGCAACAAAAUAUUGUCCUUGAAGCUGCAAACAAAGGAAGUUGAGAAUGACACACUUCAAGCUCGGUUGAGUGAGUUGGAACAAAACACUGUGCCAUCUCUAAGAAAAGCCCUCAAGGAAGUUGCAAUGGAAAAAGAUGCUGCUGUUGUUUUACGAGAGGAUUUUUCAGCGCAAGUUCGGACUCUCAAGAGACGUCUUAAGGAGGCAGAGGAGGAACAGUAUCGAGCUGAGGAAGAUGCAGCAUCUCUGAGAGCAGAGCUUAACUCGAUACAGCAGCAAGGGAUGAGUGUUUCACUGGGUGGAGUGUCGGCUGUGGGAAUUCCACCCGAUCAAAUACAAUCCUUAGAGAAGGAGUUGGCCAACCUAAAAUCGGAGUUACAGAAUGAAACAAGGUUGAGGCGGCAAGAACAACAGCAAUUAGCUGAAGAACAAUCCCGAGUUGCUUCACUAAUGUCUGAAAAGCACAAAAUGGAACAGAAAAUUGCAGCGAUGUCAUCCAAAAGUGCUCCAGAGUUAACAGAACAAUCGGGUCAAAAAGUGUUUUCAGUGGAAGACAAAGAAAAACUCGAGAGACAGUUACAUGAUAUGGCUGUUGCACUCGAGAGAUUGGAGAAUAGUAGGCAAAAGCUUUUAACAGAGAUUGACAACCAAUCCUCUGAAAUAGAGAGGCUAUUUGAGGAGAACUCUAACCUCUCAGCUUCAUAUCAAGAAUCAAUCAACACAUCAAAGCAGUGGGAGAAUCAGGUUAAAGAAUGUCUUAAGCAUAACGAAGAGCUCCGAGGAGUUCUGGACAAACUAAGAACAGAAAAUGUUCCACGAGGGUCACCCGAAGUUGGGGCUGAUGUGUCACAUGGAACUGAGUUUCUUCUAUCCCUCAAGGGCGAACUUGCCAAAGAACAAAGCAGAGCAGAAGCGCUUUCCGCCCAAGUUCUUCAGCUCUCAGCUCAACUCCAACGAACAUCACAAGCUUUCAACGGGCUUGUCCGCUCUUAUAAACCCGUGCUUAGAAACAUCGAGAGCAGCCUAGUCAAGCUGAAGCAAGACGGAUCAGUGACCGUUAAAUGAACCAUAAAGCAUUCACUUUCCCCUCUAUGGAAUUUCGGACAAAAGCAAAGAAAAGUCCGUCCUAUCUGUAAGAGCGUUUAACCCAUUUCUUGUCUAUUGAAAGUUUAUACGAUCUGACAAUGAUUCUCCAACAGACUUCGGUGGUAUAAUGUCUAUUCUACAAGUAAAUUUAUAAAAAAUGAUUUUUUCCUA